AUGGGAGACACGUCCAACGUCGUCGUUUUAGGCUUGCUCACGCUCGUCUUCGGCCUCUAUGUGGCGUCAGGGCGCAGGUCGACUGGCAAGAAAACACUCUUGAAGUUGCCCAUCAUCGGGGACCUGUACAGAUCGCCCAUAGAGAAGCCGCUUCUGCGCUGGGAUGCCUGGUCCAAAGAGAAGGGCGCAAUCGCUACGCCGAAGCUGUUUGGCAUUGUACCCCUUGUCGUCAUCAACACGGCCGAGGCGGCGACGGAGCUUCUCAGCCAGUGCAGCGCAUGGUACAGCAACCGGCCCGGCUCCGUAAGCAUCGAGAUGAUCACCGGCGCCGCGCGGGGCCAGUCCAAAUUCACCCGUCAUGAUGCACGACAUAGACGAGCAAAACAUCUCAAACUCCACCACCGCAUUUUGUCUCCCAGCUUGGGUGCCGUUGCCGCGCCGCGGUACCAGCCCAUCAUGGAGCUCGAGUGUAAGCAACUCGUCAAGGAGCUGCUAGAACUCGCCAGGGACAGCAGUGGGCGCGUCGUCGCGAGCACCGACAUCUACACGCUGCUCGAGCGCACGCAGGCCAGCAUCAUCCUGACGCUGCACUACGGUAUCCGCGUGGCCACGUCCGACGACCCGCUGUUCCACGAGAUCGUCCACGUCCAGGAGAGAGUAACCCACACAGCCGCUAACCCGGGCCUGCCAGAUUUCAUCCCGGCCCUGCGCUACCUGCCGGCGGCGCUGUCGCCCUGGCGCCACGCCGCCGACCGCUUCUACGCCGAGCAGACACGGCUGUACAUGCGGCUACUGGAGGCGGGAGACAAGGCACCGGGCUGGAACGCCACCAAGCAGGCGCGAAACGUAGCCGCCAAGUACGCUGGCGCCGACAAGGUGCCGGACGUCGACCUGGCCUUCAUGCUGGCUACUUCCAUCCAAGGGGGGAUGGAAACGAGCCCGCGGGCGCUACUCUGGCUCUUCGUCGCCGCCAUCACGGCGAACCCGGGCUUCAUAUCGCGCGCGCACUCGGUCUUAGACGCCGUCGUAGGACGCGAGCGCAUGCCCACCUUUGCAGACCGCGCCGCCAUGCCCUACAUAGACGGCAUAGUCUCCGAGCUGAUGCGCUGGCGGCCCAUCUCGCCGGGGAGCAUUCCCCGGCGCGCCGAUAAGGCGGACGACUACAAGGGCACUCGGAUCGCCAAGGGGGCGACCGUGUUCGCCAACGCCUGGUUCAUCGGCCGGGACGCCGCGGUCUUCGAUCCCGCCCUGGCGUCCCUCGACGCGUUCGCGCCGGAGCGCUGGCUGGACGGGUGCGAUAUGCAGGGGCCCGAGGAUCCGGCGGCGGCGGCACGCCAGGGCGAGCUGCGGACUUCGCUGCCCCUGCCUGUGUUUGGCCAGGGCCGGCGCAGCUGCAUGGGCAGGCGGGUUGCGCUCGACAGCAGCUUCAUGCAGGUCGCCAGUAUGCUGUGGGCAUUUGACUUCGAGCGCGUGCAUGACGUGGAUCCCAUGGACAUGGUCGUGACGGGCUUCAUGACGGAGCCGGCGCCCUGCCAGGUCAUGCUCAAGCCCCGUGGAACGUGGGUGACGGAUGUUGUCCGUGGCGAAUACCGUAGCGCGGUCAACUCUUCGGGCAACAUCAUGGGAGGGGCUGCGGAUGCCGUGGGUGAAGUAUAG
Messenger RNA from Anthostomella pinea, 1656 nucleotides. NCBI's taxonomy places the organism in Eukaryota, Fungi, Ascomycota, Sordariomycetes, Xylariales, Xylariaceae. The record is from the annotation of a GenBank genome assembly.